AUGAUGUCAAGGGAAGCAAUCAAGGAUGUCUUCUGGAAUGGAGUGUAUUCACAGCAACCUGCACACUUCAUCGACCAUUCGUCAAAUGAAGAGAGCGAUGACGUACCGUGCACAGCAAGAAGUAAGAAACCGGAUGCAGAAAAAGCCUCAUGUAGUAGCCCAACUGAACAAGAUGACGGGAAUCCUCCUUACUCGACGUCAUCAAAGCAACGAAUAUUUGAACGGGUUGGAAAAGAUAUGUUUUUAAUAGGUGAGACUCCGCCUCUUUUAAAAAAACAACAGUUCGAGAAGAUCAGCAAAUAUUUCGGGUUUGAGACUCCUUUGGAGUUUGCGAAAGAAUUAGUUAAAUGUUCAGAGGAGGAGCUCAAACUGAAAUUGUUAGAUUUCUAUAAAUCAGAAGAACCAUCGAUUGUGCGGAUUUCGUCAUUAAGGAAUGUUUAUUUUGUUGCGAAAGAGAAAAGUCAUUGUGCUAACCCCGGGCAAUCCCAGAAUGCCUUGCGAGGCAGGUCACAAGGAAAACAGGAGGCAGGAGUCAAGACUCGACUAAGAAAUCACGGAAAGCAAAGUUUUUUAUUGAGAGGAAAAAGGAGACAAAAGAAAAUUGAGUUUGAGCCAGACCUUGUGUUUGAAAGAGAUCGUAGGGACGAGGGUGUUGUGUCCGAUGAUGAAAAUGUUGCUGCAAAUUGUCAUAUUGAAGUAGAUGAGCAUGGAUCUUUCAAUAGUUCGUCUGAAAGUGAUAACGUUAUCUCUCAUUUUGAUAAAAGGGUCCCGCGUAAACUGCAAGCUGAUGUGCGCCUCAACAGGUUCAAAAGCCGAAUCUCUUUUGACGAUGCAGGCUGUAAAAGAUCUACAGAAAAUGAUGAAGAAAAUGUACAGUUAUCACUAGAAUUGACUAACUCUGAGGGCAGUAAUGGUAUUCUUGAUGACUUGAUGUUCUCCCCUAUUAACAGGGCUUCGAGGCCGUCUCAGCCUGAUUCUGAGCAUCCAGUGGAUAUCACAAUGUUGGGUAGUUGCAAAGGGCUGGGUGAGGCAUGCAAGAGAAUAAUUACAGAUGCUAAUGAAUCACCGUUGCCUUCGUCGGUCCUUGAUGAACUGAUGCACGGGGUUGUGCAUAGUAGCGAAACAGAGAUCAAUGAAGGAGCUUUAAAGGAGCAUAUUGGAGGUACGCUCAUCAUUUCAGAUAAAGGACGCGUUGUUUGUUCUAACAUUUGUGAAUCACAAGAUUCCCCAUCAGUGUUAGAUGAGUUGAUGGGAUGA
This is a messenger RNA of Rhopilema esculentum, 1257 nucleotides long. NCBI's taxonomy places the organism in Eukaryota, Metazoa, Cnidaria, Scyphozoa, Rhizostomeae, Rhizostomatidae. The record is from RefSeq and is a predicted model, not a curated record.